Messenger RNA from Suillus subaureus, 390 nucleotides. Its product is annotated as putative ubiquitin-like modifier. Gene Ontology annotation, biological process: autophagy of mitochondrion; nucleophagy; autophagosome assembly. Lineage: Eukaryota; Fungi; Basidiomycota; Agaricomycetes; Boletales; Suillaceae. The transcript is spliced from 5 exons. Gene Ontology annotation, cellular component: cytoplasm; Atg12-Atg5-Atg16 complex; phagophore assembly site membrane. The coding region runs from base 1 to 390 and encodes 129 amino acids. The record is from RefSeq and is a predicted model, not a curated record.
AUGGCUUCGGGAAGCCCAGACGACUCUGGUAGGCAAGCCACCCUUCCCUGGACACCAGGUGACGUGUCCGAGAGUGCAACCGAAGCUCUUCAAGCAUUGGACACUUACAAGAAGAAAGAUCCAUCCAAAGUGGUUGUUCGCUUCAAGGCAGUCGGUAACGCACCGAUCAUGAGGCAGAACUUUUAUAAGAUUACUGCCUCCAACCGUUUCCAGGCAGUCAUACAGUUUUUGAGGAAGGAGUUGGGCUGGAAAGCCGGAGAUCCACUGUUCACAUACAUCAACCUCGCAUUUUCUCCCGCUCCUGACGACACAGUGUCGAAUUUGUACAAGUCAUUCGCUACAGAAGGACAUCUGAUAGUCAACUACAGCACGACGGCGGCAUGGGGGUAA